This is a messenger RNA of Cavia porcellus (domestic guinea pig), 1700 nucleotides long. It is a transcript of the gene Ccdc92, whose product is annotated as coiled-coil domain containing 92. The transcript has 4 exons. The record is from RefSeq and is a predicted model, not a curated record. Gene Ontology annotation, cellular component: centriole. The coding region runs from base 430 to 1383 and encodes 317 amino acids. Lineage: Eukaryota; Metazoa; Chordata; Mammalia; Rodentia; Caviidae.
GCAGUGCGGCCGCACCUGAGCGGUGCGCCUGCGUCCUACCCGCCAGACCCUCCCCCGUACUGCGUCGUCGUCCCCGCCCCGCCACAACUGGGGACGGCGGGGCGUCGCCCCCUCCUCGCUGAGGGAGCAUCGAUCGGCUCCCCAGCCCCACCCCGCACGCACAGACCCGCCGCCGCGCCGGCGCCGCUCCCGCCCGGCCGGUCAGCGCCGCCAGGCCUCGCCGCCGGCUCCCAGCGUGCACCGCGGCGGGCGCUCGCAGGGAGCCGGCGAGAUGCGCCGGGCGGGCGGCGCCCACUGACCUGGCUCGGCCCCCGCCCAUGGGCCGCGGGCCCCCGCCGCCGCCCGCCCGCCGGGAGGACCGCGCCGAGCCGGGAGCCGCCUGAGGAGGGACCGGACGGCCGCCGCGCCGCAGGUCACCUGGAUGUCAGCAUGGCCACCACGAACCUGGAGAACCAGCUGCACAGUGCACAGAAGAACCUGCUGUUCCUGCAGCGGGAGCACGCCAGCACGCUCAGGGGGCUGCAUGCUGAGAUCAGGCGGCUGCAGCAGCACUGCACAGAUUUAACAUACGAGCUGACACUCAAGAGCUGUGAACAGCCAGGGGACGCGGCCUCCCGGAGCGCCGAGCUGCAGCGGCGCUGCGAAGAGCUGGAGGCCCAGCUGCGCGCCAAGGAGGGCGAGAACGGCGAGCUGCUGCGCGAGCUGGAGCAGAAGAACGCGGUGAUCGCCGUGCUGGAGAACACGGUGCGCGAGCGCGAGCGCAAGUACCUGGAGGAGCUCAAGGUGAAGAGCCACCGGCUGAGCCUGCUGUCGGGCGAGCUGGAGCAGCGCGCCGGCACAGUGGCCUACCUCACGGCGCAGCUGCACGCCGCCAAGAAGAAGCUGCUGGGCGCCGGCGGGCCCGCGGACGCCAGCCCGGCCGGGGGGCCCGCGCUGGCCAGCUACAAGCCGGCGCCGCCCAAGGACAAGCUGCCCGAGACGCCGCGCCGCCGCAUGAAGAAGAGCCUGUCAGCCCCGCUGCACCCCGAGUUCGAGGAGGUCUACAGGUUCGGGGCCGAGAGCCGCAAGCUGCUGCUGCGCGAGCCCGUGGACGCCAUGCCCGAUCCCACCCCGUUCCUGCUGGCCCGCGAGGCGGCUGAGGUCCAGCUGGUCAAGGAGCGGCCGCUUGUCAUCCCACCCAUCGCCUCGGACCGCGCGGGGGCUUCGGGUGGCCAGCUCAGCCCUGCGCGCGAAAAGCCACACCGCGCACACGUGGGCGUGGCGCACCGCAUCCGCCACGCCAGCCCGCCACAGGGGCCGCCCGAGGUGGAGACGCUGCUGGUGGACCAGGUGAACGCAGGCAAGGUGGCCCGGAAGCACUCAGGGGCGGACAGAACUGUGUGACGCGCACCGCAGCUGUCCACGCACUGUGACCCGCGGAGCCUCGCCCACGCCGUCCCGUGCAUGCCGAGCUGUGUUCUCGCCCGCCCGCCGCUCCUUGCCCCGCUGCAAACACGCAUCUGCCACCACCGCCACCGCGCUGACCUCCUGCGUGUCCGUCCAUCGCAGCUCUCGGGGCGGGUGGCCCCCCAGCACUGUCUGCCUGCCCGCGCCUCACGGAUCGAAGAAAGACAGCGCCUAAGCCUGAACGUGUCUUCAUAGCUUUUUGUUAGGUUCAUCCAAAUGUUCAAGAUCCCAACAAACUUUAUUUUCUAAACCUG